AUGACUUCGACGCAUAUUGACCCACCCCAACCCGCUGUAGUUGCUCCUGCGGACUCCAAUUUCGAUCCCAUAGCAUCAGCCAACCCUCCCGACUCUCCAGCUGACUCGAGCUUUUCCGACGCGUACAAAGAGGAGACGAAUGGAGAAGAUGGAAAACAAGACGGGAUGGUCAAUCAAGACACCGUCAGCGAUGACUAUGCGAUGACCUUUGAUACCGAUGGGGAAGAACACUCAGAUAGUCAGGAAUUGUCGCAGAGGAGUGGGGAGCAAGAGAGCAAGCCUUUACCUGUUUCUGUAUCAGUCUCCUCUACUGUUUCUCCCGACGUUCCCAUCGACACGCCGCAGCUUGGCCCAGACGCCGGAGCUCCCCAGUCCCACUCCAUCCCCACCCAUAUGCCAGCUGUUGAUGCCACAGCUCCCAAUUCUUCUGAAAAUACUGCUGCCCAGACUCGAAUUGAGACGACCAAACCCACCGUCCCUAUCUAUGAGGAGAUUUCAAAUGGCGAAAUAGACAUUCAGCAAUUGUUGGACAACAUCACUGCGAAUGCCGAGAAGAAUGAAGCGGCUUCUGCUCUCAACACCCCUCCAUCUGCCAAUCCUAGCAAUGUCUCCCUCCCCAAAGUUGGCACCGGCCUCCCUGCUCAUGCCAGCCUUCCACCACGCCCACAGCUUCCACGUCCAAACUACCACGAUGACAUAUCCAAGUAUCAUGCAGGAGCUGCAUCCUUCUCCCAACCGCACAAUACGUAUAAACCACCUCCCGGCGUAAACGUCCCUCUUGUUGCUGCUGGUGCUCCAGGCACAUACACUGAUCCCAGAAAUGGACUGCCCCCUCCUCCCACCGUCUCCUUCCGUCAGCCUCCCCCAUCUACUGGCAGCCCUGUCAGCCCAGGCGCAUACCCACAGACAUCUCGAUUACCCGGGCAGGAUGGGUCGACCAGGUCUGACUUAUCUGGGGAUGUUAGUGAUGCCGAUGCGCGAUGGGGACCUGAGAUUCAGAAGCUAUACGACGAGUUUCUGGCCGAGGAGCGAACCUACGUAACAGAGGGACAGUGGGAUCGAUUCCCUGUUGGUUCGCGAUUGUUCAUAGGAAAUCUUCCAUCGGACAAAGUUACUAAACGAGAUAUCUUCCACGUCUUCUACAAAUAUGGUCGUCUUGCUCAGGUUGCAAUCAAACAAGCAUACGGUUUUGUUCAAUUUCAUGACAGCGCUGCAUGCUAUACUGCUUUAGCUCGUGAACAGGGCGCAGAAGUAAGAGGACGCAGAAUGCAUCUCGAAAUAUCAAAACCACAAAAGAAUACCCGGAACGCGCAAUCUACGGCGGCUGGAAGAUCGCGCUCUCCAGAUUAUACUAGGGGAGGGACAGGAGGUAAUCGGCAGGGGCAGCCUGGUCGGGGUCAUGAUCGCUACGAUUCUCGCUCCAACGCACCUGUCCGAGAUGAAUAUGGCAGGAUAUUGAGAGGGCGUGAUGAUUACCGACCUGGAAGAUCGCCCUCGCCAGUCCGGGGCAAUUUCCGUGGCCGGGACGACUAUGGAAUUCGCGGAGGCCGAGAUUCUUAUGAUGGACGUGACAGGCGUCGCAGUCGCAGUCGAUCGCGGUCACCAUACAGCCAACGGGAUAAUAGAUAUCGGGAGAGACCUUCGAACGGGAGACGACGUGAGGCGAGCGAGGAUGCGGAGCUUCAGAUACCUCGGCGAGAACCCCCCAAUGUCCCCGAUGUUCAGAUUAUUCUUAUGGACCAAUUGGAUCGAGGAUUUGUCAAUUGGGUCGAAGGCGAGUUAGCGGCUCGUGGUCUGAAGGUUGAGAUCAUGUUCCUCAGUUCACGAUUACCUCUGGAGACAGUCAUCCGAAGACAGAUCCUUGAAGGUGUCCAUGCCGUUUCGCAGCUGGAUAUGAGAGCACAGAACAGCAGCAAGAUCUCACUCCAAGUAUUCGAUCGUCAAGGUACCGACAAUGUCAGAUUUGAUGAGUAUCAAGACCUAGAGCCCAAGAUUGCUGCUGAGCUUGUUCUCCGUGCAAAGAAUGCUUCGGCUUCUGCGCAAGCACAGCCUACGUAUGAUUCUGGAUUCGUAACAGGUCAAGCUUACCAGCCGCCUCCCGCCCAACCAGCUGCUCCCAACCUGGCAAACUUGGUGGGCCAACUCGACAACACCACGCUCCAGAAGCUUCUUAGCAGUAUGAGUGCACCUCAGCAACAAACUGCACCUGUUGCAAUGGCGACAAAUCCGGCGGUCGAUCUUGCUGGACUACUAGGUGGUCUCAAGGCCCAGCAGCCCCAGCAGCCCCAGCAGACCUACCCCCCAACUCCGGAUCCGUAUGCUAGCCUUGCAGGAAACCCGGCACUGUCAUCUUUGCUAGGAAACGGUGUUUCUCAACAACAACAAGCACAGCCUCAGCAAUCUGCACAGCAAGUUCAGAAUAUUAUGGCUCAGCUUGCUAGAUUUCGGCAGUGA
Molecule: messenger RNA, 2454 nt
Organism: Amorphotheca resinae ATCC 22711
Lineage: Eukaryota; Fungi; Ascomycota; Leotiomycetes; Helotiales; Amorphothecaceae
Exons: 3
Coding region: 1-2454 (817 amino acids)
Molecular function (GO): RNA binding
Source: RefSeq, a predicted model, not a curated record